GCUUGUGGAAAUUCCUCUCAUCGGAAGGAUGUUCACUUGGAGCAAUAUGCAGGAUGACCCGCUCCUUGAAAAGGUGGAUUGGUUCUUUGGUUCUAGCGCUUGCUUCAAUAUUUAGAUUCGAGAAUUUUUGGGUCAAUCAUCCCGGCUUCUUUGAAGUUGUGCAAUCUAUUUGGAAUGCUCCUUGUCAUGCGUCUUCAAGUGUGAGUGUCAUCUCCAAGAAGCUCAAGCGGCUUAGAAAAUGCCUCAAAUCCUGGAGCAAGAAGUUAUCGCGCAUUGAGCUUCUAAUCAGGAAAAGUUCUGCUGUUGUUUCCCUUCUGGACAGAUUAGAAGAGUGCAGACCUCUCACCUCGGUUGAGAGCAAUUUCAGAGGAAUAAUGAAGAGGCAUAUCAUCAGACUUCUAUCCCAUAAGACUGAAUAUUGGAGAAAAAGAUGCACCAUCAGAUGGGUCAUUUUCGGGGAUGAAAAUUCCAGGUUUUUUCACUCUGUUGCCACUAGGAAUCAUAAGAGGAAUGCUAUCCCUCAGCUCAGAGAUGCUGCUGGUAACCUGGCUGAUAGUCACUCAGAUAAGGCUGCUAUUCUUUGGUCAGUCUUUAAGUCUAGAAUGGGUUCCUCCUUUUCUUUGAGUAUGCAUUUCGAUCUGUCUCAACUCUUCCGAAGGUCCCAUGGUCUGAAUGAACUCUGUGCUCCUUUCACAGAGGAAGAGAUUGAUAAAAUUGUGAUGGAUAUGCCCAAUGAUAGAGCCCCUGGACCGGAUGGCUUCAAUGGUCUUUUUAUGAAGAAAUGUUGGCAUAUUAUCAAAUGGGAUUAUUACAAACUCUGCAAUGAUUUCUUCAAUGGUCUCAUUGACAUUAAAGGAAUUAAUUCUUCUUUCAUUACCUUAGUGCCUAAGGUCCACUGCCCGAAGACUGUUAAUGACUUCCGCCCCAUAUCUCUUCUCAAUUCUUGCCUUAAGCUAAUCACCUUCAGAAGCUUAUCCUUCAGCUCAUACACCCCAAUCAAUAUGGUUUCAUCAAAGGGCGCUCUAUUCAGGACUGCUUAGCUUGGGCUUUCGAGUACCUCCAUCAGCGUAAGCAGUCCAGGAAGGAAAUUGUGGUUCUCAAGCUUGAUUUUGCAAAGGCUUUUGACACGAUCGAGCACGAUGCUAUCCUCCAGGUGCUUCAUCAUAUGGGCUUCAAUGAAAAGUGAUCGGCUGGAUGAAAUCUAUUCUUUCUUCUGGCACUUCUGCGGUCCUUCUUAAUGGCGUUCUUGGGAAAUUCUUUCAUUGCAAGUGUGGAGUUCGGCAAGGCGAUCCUCUCUCGCCCCUUCUCUUUGUCCUUGGGCUGAACUCCUGCAGGUCGUUAUCAACAAGGGCUGCGACUUGGGUUUGUUCAACCUCCCCCUGCAGACACAUGAUCCAAAUUUCCCAGUUAUUCAGUACGCGGAUGACACUUUGAUCAUUCUUGAAGCCUCUGGUCGUCAACUCCUCUGCCUCAAGGGACUUUUGGAGACCUUCGGUCAAGCUAUGGGCCUUAGGGUCAAUUAUGCUAAAUCUUGCUUAGUCCCCAUCAACACCUCUCGCGAAAAGGCAGAGCACCUUGCGGGUGUUCUUGGAUGUCAAGUUGGGAGUUUUCCUUUCACUUACCUGGGUCUUCCCCUUGGCAUUGUCAAACCUAAUCUGCAGCAUUUUAUGCCUUUGAUUGACUAUAUCGACCGUCGAUUAGCUAUUUGUUCGUCGGCUCUUUCUUUUGGGGGAAGACUGCAGGUGGUCAAUUCAGUU
Molecule: messenger RNA, 1757 nt
Organism: Brachypodium distachyon (stiff brome)
Lineage: Eukaryota; Viridiplantae; Streptophyta; Magnoliopsida; Poales; Poaceae
Exons: 2
Coding region: 54-1040 (328 amino acids)
Source: RefSeq, a predicted model, not a curated record